Molecule: messenger RNA, 2263 nt
Organism: Ylistrum balloti
Lineage: Eukaryota; Metazoa; Mollusca; Bivalvia; Pectinida; Pectinidae
Product: F-box/LRR-repeat protein 15-like
Exons: 5
Coding region: 53-934 (293 amino acids)
Molecular function (GO): protein binding
Source: RefSeq, a predicted model, not a curated record
AGAUAUGAUGCCAGCAGUCUAGUGAAAUUACUGGAGAAAGACCAGUAAAGAGAUGGAGGAUACCAUCACAUGUUCAGACAAUAAGGAUGAUGAAGCUGAUGUUGCCCUGAGUUUGUUUGAUUUGCCGUGGGAGGAUGUACUCUUCAGAAACGUGUUGCCAUUUCUUCCCCUUCCUACACUCUUCAAAUUCAGAACUGUUUGCAAGACUGCAAAGGAACUCAUCACAAAUUAUUUCUCACAGACAAAGUCCCUAAACCUGUGCCAAGUUGCUUUUCGUAUGACCUCAAGUGCAUUCCACAUAAUGACAGACAACAAUUUUAGCCUGGAAAUGAUUGUAAUGAGGAAUGCAAAGGACUGGCUCUCCAACGAACUUUUCCUGCCUCUCAUCAACAAUUCUCAGAGACUUAUCAAGGUGGACCUAACAAACUGUCAGACGGUAAACAAUGUGUGUUUACAGGCCCUUUCGGGUACCUGUAAGAACCUGAAGGAGUUGUACCUACGGGACUGCCACUGGGUUAGUGUGGAGGGCGUCAAGGCAGUGUCCCUCAACUGUAAAAACCUUGAGAAACUUGACCUGACCGGUUGCUGGGAAGUCAACGACAACGCUUUGGUUGUUAUAGCAAUCUAUUCGCAAAAGUUGAAGUACCUGUCUGUUGCCAAGAUCUAUGGUUUGACUGAUCAUGCUAUCAGUUCAUUAGCCAAAUCCAGCAAGUCAUUGGCACACCUUAAUGUACAGGGAUGUUGGAGACUAUCGGAUGACUCAAUCAGAGACCUUGCAGAGUACAGUCGGACUUUGAAAGUGCUACAAGUACGAGAAUGUCGUGAUAUCACAGAGUGCAGUUUGGCACGUUUACGUAUUCAGCAGGUUAAACUGGAUGUUCGACCUCCGCCUCAUCUCCGCAACUUGAAUCCAAACCUCAAUGUUCAAAUAUGAAGUUUUGGUACAACCAUGUCAUCAACUUCGCAGUCCAUUGGUCAAAAUCUUGGAAGCUCCUCCUCCGAGUCACUGGUCUCAGAACUCUCCAGGAGGUCCGCACUGAUCAAGCGACAUUUCUUCCUUACUAACACCCUUGGAUUAGUGGGAGAUAGCUCUGGUCCCAUAACAUCAUCCUCAUUAUCAGGGUCUGAAGAACAUGAAACAGUGCCUGUCUCUGCAACAAGAUGGGUCAUGAGAAUUUUAGAAUUUUCAAAAUUACUCAGUAACCAUUGAUGCUAUAAACUCUAGAAUGUUUAAAUCAAUUUUAGAAUGUAUAAUGAAAUUUUGAAGUCUGGCCAAUAUCACCACCCUACCAAUAACAGACUGUCAACCGAUUCCUAUAUUUUCCUAUAUUUUGGUUCAAAAACCAAUAUUUUGGAAAGACCACCUUUCUUUCCUAUAUUUUCCUAUUUUUUGAAAAAUAUUCCUAUAUCUUUCAGGAAAUUUGUCACCGAGAAAUGUAGAGAUUGUAAAUAUUUUUUUUUAUACUGCUUUUGGCUUCUUUAACAGCAUCACCAGCCACCAGAAAAUGAUUCAGUGCAUCUCUUUAUCACCUGUAUGUGCACCUUGCAAGGCAGUACAUGAUAUUGGCCUUUUAGGUGCCCAUUUGGAUGACGAUGAUGAGCUAUGCAGCAGCUCUCUGCCUGGAUUGUGAUGCUGUUGAAGUGAAUGGUUACUUUAAGGUAGUUUUUAAUCAUUGAUUAAUAUAGAAACAGUAAGUGAUGGUAAGAAUUCUUAGUAUAAAUGCCUUUGAAUGAAACGAUAUACGUUUGGAAAACUCCUAUAUUUUGCCUCAAAACUAGUAAAAAAGUCUGAUAUUUGUUGAAAAAAUAUUCCUAUAUUCCUCCUAUAUUUUGAAGACGACUUGGUUGACAGCCUGCAAUAACCAAUUAUAUGCACAAGAUUGUAAGAACUGAUCUCUACUUUAUUUGUAAUUAAACAAAUAACAUCAAAGAGAAGGAGCCAACGUCAGGUAUGAGUAAGUGGGUAUUAGGUGGGUACUUCGCUGUGAGUAUGGAUACCAGAGGGUAUGCAGGGCGAUUAAACAAAAACUAAGAAGUAUGUAUGAAGAGGGUAUUAAUCACAACAUACUCACGCGUUACCAAUAAGAGAGUGUUGACUUUAUUCGUCGACUAGUUUCGCCUCUGUGGCAGAGGCUUCUUCAGGACAAAUAUUAUACAAAUUUUAUCCCUGAAGUACCUUCAGGGAGGAAAACUUUUAUCUGUGACGUAAUGGACAAUUAACCGUUAUCUUGCAUAUCUGUAAGUUUAGCACAGUUCAUAUAUA